Molecule: messenger RNA, 1662 nt
Organism: Rhinopithecus roxellana (golden snub-nosed monkey)
Lineage: Eukaryota; Metazoa; Chordata; Mammalia; Primates; Cercopithecidae
Gene: ZNF385D
Product: zinc finger protein 385D
Exons: 8
Coding region: 409-1596 (395 amino acids)
Cellular component (GO): nucleus
Molecular function (GO): nucleic acid binding; zinc ion binding
Source: RefSeq, a predicted model, not a curated record
AAAGCUUCCCGAGAGCCAUGGUUGGUCCAGGCAGGCAAUCGGAGCACCUCAUGGAGCGGCUGCUAACCCAGGGUGGGGUGGGGUGGGGUGGAGGGGUCUGUUUGUAGUACUCUCAGUCCUGAUGUCACAGGCGCGGCAAGGACAUCGCAAGGAGGAGUCGGAUUACAGUAAGGAUGGGCAGUGCAGCAGGCAGCCCCAGCGCACUCUCCAGCCGCCGGGGAUCUUAGCCCUGGAAAGGCAGGCUGCAAGGCGCUCAUCCCGCGGAGGAGGCACGCUCUCGGCGCUCACUGCUCUCCACGCCGGGGACAUUUCCACCGAAUGUAGCAUGAAACGGCUCUGCUCUGCGUGCCAGCCUUGGGUGAGAGCUGAUACUGAAGACAACGCGGUGGGAUUCCAGCUGUCUGAUUAAUGAGAACCAGAAUGUAUUUUGGUGGUACAUGCCAGAGUCCUGCUCUCCCGGCCCUUGUCCGUCCACCAGCCCCUCCUCUGCAACCAUCGCUGGAUAUUAAACCAUUUCUUCCCUUUCCUCUUGACACUGCAGCUGCAGUCAACCUGUUCCCCAAUUUCAAUGCGAUGGACCCGAUUCAGAAAGCUGUAAUAAACCAUACAUUCGGGGUUCCUCUUCCCCAUCGAAGAAAGCAAAUCAUAUCAUGCAACAUUUGCCAGUUGAGAUUUAAUUCUGAUAGCCAGGCUGCGGCCCACUACAAAGGCACGAAACAUGCCAAGAAGCUCAAAGCACUGGAAGCCAUGAAAAAUAAGCAGAAAUCUGUAACUGCCAAGGACAGCGCAAAGACUACCUUCACCUCCAUCACUACCAAUACCAUCAAUACCAGCUCUGACAAAACAGAUGGUACUGCAGGGACACCAGCAAUAUCAACGACGACAACUGUGGAAAUCCGCAAAAGCAGUGUUAUGACAACUGAGAUCACCUCUAAAGUGGAAAAAAGCCCAACGACAGCCACUGGCAAUAGCUCAUGUCCUUCUACUGAGACCGAGGAAGAAAAGGCAAAACGGCUUCUUUACUGUUCGCUAUGCAAGGUUGCUGUCAACUCCGCCUCGCAGCUGGAGGCGCACAACAGUGGUACUAAGCACAAAACCAUGCUGGAAGCCCGGAAUGGAAGUGGCACUAUCAAAGCCUUUCCUAGGGCAGGAGUGAAAGGCAAAGGACCUGUUAAUAAAGGAAAUACAGGCCUCCAAAAUAAAACAUUUCACUGUGAAAUCUGUGAUGUGCACGUCAACUCGGAAACACAACUUAAACAGCACAUUAGCAGUAGAAGGCACAAAGACAGAGCUGCUGGGAAGCCCCCGAAACCUAAAUACAGUCCUUACAACAAACUACAGAAGACAGCACAUCCACUGGGGGUAAAAUUAGUAUUUUCAAAAGAACCUUCAAAGCCAUUGGCUCCACGAAUUCUACCAAAUCCUCUAGCAGCUGCAGCAGCUGCAGCAGCAGUGGCAGUGAGUUCCCCCUUCAGUCUUCGAACUGCUCCAGCAGCAACACUGUUCCAGACUUCUGCGCUUCCUCCAGCACUCCUGCGGCCAGCUCCUGGACCCAUUCGGACCGCCCACACUCCUGUGCUGUUUGCUCCUUACUGAAUUCCAAAUAGGAGUAAUUGUACUGCAAUAAUUUUUCAAAAAACAAAAAACAAAACAAACAAAAGA